AUGGAUUUAGGCGGAAAGAAAACGAUUGAGCUUCAGCAUCCUCCUCCUUCUUCCCCUAGUUGUAGUAAUGCAAUAAUUUUUGUACUUAUUCUUUUAUUUAUUAUUACCUUCACAACCCGGACAAUAUUAGGGGACGAAUUUAAUUUCAAUGAUGCUUCCGAAAUUUGGUUUGGACAGUCGGCUCCUCUUACAGGUCCUAGUGGUUCCGUCGGACAAGAAUUGAGGGAUGGUAUUUUGACGGCUUUUCAUGAACUCAAUUCAGCUGGAGGACUGUAUGGGAAAAUCAAACUGAGGCUUCUCUCGUUAGAUGACAUGUAUGAACCUGAAAAGACUCAACAAAAUGUAAAUUACUUUCUCUCGCUUCGGGCAAACAUGACCAUCUUUGGUUUAAUUGGUAUAUUUGGUUCCUCUAAUUCUUUAUCCGUCCUUCCUUCUCUUCAAAAUAAUCGCAUUCCCUUAAUUGGCACGUACUCGGGAGCCAUGUUUUUGAGAAAACCCUUCUUUCCUUACAUUGUGAAUUUACGACCAGCCUAUUAUGACGAGAUGAGUGCUCUUGUGGACUAUCUGAUCAACAUCAAGAUUGCUCGUAAAAUAUCUGUUUUCUAUCAAAACGAUCAUUUUGGUUUGUCCUGUCUUGAAGGUGUGCAACGUGCACUGGCCUUUCUCGAUUUGGAACUAUGCUCUUCUGGCUCGUAUGAACGCAAUACGGAUGAUGUUGAGAAUGCAUUUAUUGAAAUUUCGAAAUGUAAACCAGAUGCCGUUGUUGUUGCGUCGCUAUAUAGCCCAGCAACCAAAUUUAUCAGAAUGGUUUACAAUUCAUCCCUAUUCAGAAGUGAUGUUAUCAUUGCUGCUUCUUCUGUUGCCAGCGAUUUGAUUGUCAAUCAAUUAGAACCUGUUCUGGCAUCUAGGGUCAUUUUUACUCAAAUAGUUCCACACAACCUUAAUUACAGUAUUGUGAGAUCAUUUCAAAAAUCUUUUAGAGAGAUGGGAAUGAAUGAAACACAACUGAGUCAUGCUCACAUAGAGGGAUAUUUGAACGGAAAAUUUACAUAUUCCAUUCUACAACGAAUUAUUGGAAACUUGACAAGAAGUAAUUUCAUCCAAACACUGUACUAUUCGAAAGAGGUGGUAUUCGAUAAUUUAAAGCUGGGUCCUUAUGAAUCAUGUCAACCACAAGAUGAGGGUUUGUCAUUGAACCCUUCAAACGAAACAUGCAACUGCAAUCAAGGAUCUAGAAAGAUAUGGAGGACAAAAUUUGAUUCUCAAACAAAAACAUGGAUAGAAGAGAGCACCUUUUCUUGGAAAGAUUGUUUAACAGAUUCAAAAAGCAUUGAACAACCUAUUUUACUUGGUCAACUCGAAUAUUCAGGAAGAGCCUCUAGUAAUGAGUUAUUUUCAACAGGACUCAGAAAUGGUAUUAAUUAUCCCUUGCAACUGCUUACCUUUAAAUAUUCUGAUCUGAACUCUCUUAUUGAAAAAACGUUAGAUUUAGUCGAAAAUUACAAAGUAUUUGCAUUGGUCGGAUUUACUGGUCUUUCGGAUGUCAUCGGUCGCAACGACGAAAAGUUGAACAAAUUAACUCAAUUUUUUAAGAACAUCAUUCCCACAGUACCGCUCAUUGGACCAGUCACUACUGACUUUAAGAUUAUGGGCAGUAGUGCAUCUAACUUUAUUGAUUCUAUUAUCAACAUCAGAAACAGCUAUAUUGAAGAAAUUGGUAGCUUGCUAGAUUAUGCGUACAUGCAAGGGUUUACUCGUUUCUCGUUCGUUUAUUCAUCUUCAUACAAUCAUGUUUAUGAAUAUUUGGAUUUUUUUCUGAAGAACGUUGGAUUGUCUUUGGAAAGUGUUCAUCAAUGUGGGGAUGACAUUCAAUUUAGUCGGAUAAUUAAUCCCCAAGUGUUAUUUAUUGCUUGCCCUGUAGAUAGAAUUACAAAUACGGUGCAAAUACUUGACAGAAGUGCCUCAUUUAGAGACGAAGGACUAUUUAUUGUAUUAGAAGAAGCCAAGGAUGUGAUAUCUAACAACCAAUUUCAACAUAGAGUAAUUUACAGUACUCCUUUCCCAUCAACUAACUCGUCCUCGAGGAUAGUAUCAUUAUUCAGAACCUCAUUGAAUAAUUUAGGAAAUUUUUCAUUGAGCCAUUACUUAGAAUCUGAUGACGCUCUUGAGGGCUUUUAUGUUGGAAAAUUUAUAUCGACAAUUAUUGAUGCCUUAAAUUAUGAGCCAUCCUUAAAUUUUCUCCAAUACAUUUACUCGACAAAUCAAAUUGUAUUUAGUGACCAACAACUAGGACUUUUUUUACAAACCUCUAACCUUAAAUGCAACAUUGGAAUAAGACAAAGAUAUAUCUAUACAAUGCAUAGAGGGAUGAAAUAUCAAAAUUAUAUUGUUAAUUUUCCUCCAAAUCAGUGUGGCCUCCAAGAAAUAGUUGAAAAACCCUAUUCUAUUUUGUACAAAAGACCUCUUCAAUUCAUUCAAUUAAGACGAUCAAAGAACAACCCCACAGAGACGUUAUUAGUUGAGUAUGGGCAGACCGAUAGCGUCUCUAAAGGCAUUUUGUCUCUAUUUAAUUUACUCAAUGAGAAUCAGAAAUAUCAACACUAUCGCUUUCUAUUAUUAACUCAAUUUUAUAACGACCAAACAAAUUUAACGUUUCUAUUGGAUGAGUUGAUUGAAAAACAAAAAGUAUCUGCCUUUAUUGUUCCGGAUGUCAAUGGAUUAAAUGCGAUUGAGUUCAAGAAAAUUGUGGAUUCUACACAAGUUCCAACUAUUGCUCCACUCUCUGGAAGCAUAAUUUUUAGAGAUUUUUCACGUAACAUUAUUAAUUUAUUUCCUUCGAUACUCGAUGAGAUAUUUGUGUUAACCAACUUCUUCCACACUAAUUUUCAAAAACAACACAUUCUAAUUCUAUAUCAAGAAGAUGAAUAUGAAUGGUCAAAUCCGACUCUUCACUCUACAAUAAUUUCAAUAGCAGAAGGUAAAACUUACUUGAUCACCAUGAAGCCAAUCGAAUCUAUUAGCAUUGUAUCUGAAGAUUACCAAUCAGCUUUGAUCUUACUUGCCGAUGUUGAUGUUGUUGUGAAAUUUCUUUCGAGGUUUAUUUGGAAGCUUAAAAACAACCCGCAAUUACUUAUUGGAGUCACUUCUCAGGUGUACAAUGAUGAAGAUUUCUUUCAGUCUAUACUCUCAAACGAAAUCAGUAGUAUUAACUUGUUCACAGUAUUGAUAACUGAGCCAUAUUAUUUUGGUAAUGCUACCUCAAUACCAAACUCAUACAUCGUUUAUCAAUUUAGCAAUAUAUUCAGAAAAUAUUAUGCCAACGAUAAUUAUGGACAUAAUGGAGCUCUUAAUGGAUUUAUUAUUGCAUCGUUUAUGGAUAAGGUUUAUGAGUCCUUGUUUGGAAAAAUGACAUACAAUCUGCAAGAAUUUGUACAACAGGUGUAUUCAUUGUCAUCUUUUGAUUUAGGAGAUCUAAGGAUUGGGCCGUUUCUGGAUUGUAAAACUUCCGUUGUCUCUUGUGUUAAAUGCAAUCAAGGCAUGCAUGACAUGUAUGUGGGACAAUUAUCCGACAAAAUGAGCACUACAAAAGUAUCAAAUUACAAUUUACACAUUGAAACCUGUGGAAUUAUGAAGGACGAAAGCAAUAAUGUAGACUGGAAAAAAUAUUACCCUUAUAUAGCUCUGUCUCUGUCAUUGGUGUUUGUUUUCAUUUUACUUUUACUUCCAUUUAUUAUAGUGAAAUAUUUGAAACACAUGAAAUAUCUAAAGACUGUACCAAGAUCGGGGAAAAUUGUAUUUGCCUUUACGGACAUUCAAAAUUCAACGACAUUAUGGCAAAUCAAUGAAAAAGCAAUGAAAGCUGCUCUAUCUAUACAUAACAAGAUUAUUCGCGAAAAUAUUAAGAAGUUUAAAGGUUACGAAGUUAAAACUCAAGGAGAUUCCUUUUUCGUUGCGUUUAAAAGAGCAGAUAAUGCCAUACAUUGGGCUCUCAGUGUUCAAACUCAGUUACUGGAUGCAAAAUGGCCUUUGGAAAUUCUGAAACUUUGGGACUGUAGACCUGAAUUUGAUGAAAAGACGAGGAAAAUGUACUUCUCUGGAUUGAGGGUGAGGAUAGGAAUGCAUUGCAGUGACAAAGAUUACCUUGUCGUCUCCGAAAAAAAUCACAAACGAAUUGAUUACUUUGGAACAGCCAUCAAUUUAACAUCGAGAAUAGAGAGUAUUGCAAAAGGUGGUAUGACAUUAAUCUCCGAUUCAUUGUUCAAUGAAACCUUAUAUUUGUUUAAGAACGUUUUGAAUGGUGAAGAAACUGGACAAGUAUUGACUUCAAUUCAAAACAAUACCUCUAAUUGCGUUCCAGAAGCAAUCCAAGGUUCGAAAUACAUGGCACAAAAUAUGGGACAUUGUGCAUUAAAAGGUAUCAAAGAAAAAGUUAGGGUUUUUUAUAUCUACAAUGAUGAAUUGGUUGGUAGGAGGUUUGAGAAUACGACACUGUCUUUGGAUAAUAAGGAUGGAAUGAAUCAAGAAAAAAAUAACACGGAACAGCAUGAACAACAUUCAUCACAGAUAGAGAUGCAAGAUAUUAAGGUUGAUUUCACCUCUCAGGAACAUACUGUUUAA
Naegleria fowleri is the source of this 4617-nucleotide messenger RNA. RefSeq lists its product as uncharacterized. The record is from RefSeq and is a predicted model, not a curated record. Lineage: Eukaryota; Heterolobosea; Eutetramitea; Acrasida; Naegleriidae. Gene Ontology annotation, biological process: intracellular signal transduction; cyclic nucleotide biosynthetic process. The transcript has 5 exons. Bases 1 to 4617 code for a protein of 1538 amino acids.